Eruca vesicaria subsp. sativa (arugula) is the source of this 777-nucleotide messenger RNA. Lineage: Eukaryota; Viridiplantae; Streptophyta; Magnoliopsida; Brassicales; Brassicaceae. The record is from the annotation of a GenBank genome assembly.
AUGGCUGUUUCUUUCCAUGCACGUUCCAACAGUGUUCCCUCUUUACAACACCCACAAGCUGCUUAUGUUGAUGAGCAGUUGACAAGAUUGAGAUCUUCCGAGGCAGUCUCUUCAUCUUCAAGCUCUUCUUCUAUUUACCAAAGACUAAGCAACCUUCAAGAUUUAUAUGAUUCUCUUGACAAGAUGAUCCGCUUAUCUAUCACCAACCAGGCUUUAUCUCAAGAUCAGAUUGAGAAGCUUCUUGAUGGAUCUCUCAUGAUCUUGGAUUUGUGCAACGUCGCCAAAGACGCUUUGUCACAGAUGAAAGAAGGUCUCAAAGAGAUUCAAUCUAUUCUACGAAGGAAGCGUGGAGACUUAUCCGCAGAGGUCAAGAAGUACUUAGCCACAAGAAAGUCUCUCAAGAAGUUACUCCAAAAAGUACUCAAGAACUUGAAAAUGGGACAGAACAAAGAGAGCAUGGAUAAGUCAUUGGUUGUGUUUGGAGAAACAGAAAGUGUAACAAUUACUCUUUUUGAAUCUCUGUUUAGCUUCAUGUCCGGAUCAAAGGCUUGUGGAAAAUGGUCAUUAGUCUCUAAGCUUAUGAGCCAGAACAAAGCUACAUGUGAAGGUGAUGCAAAUGAAUUCACAAGAGUGGAUUAUGUGUUUCAAUCUGAGAAGUCUUUGAAGAUGGAAGAUGUGCAGAUGCUAGAGUCAUGCAUUCGAGAUCUUGAAGAUGGAAUUGAGUCACUCUCAAAGUCUUUGAUUAAAUACAGAGUCUCACUUCUUAACAUUUUCUAG